Messenger RNA from Fragaria vesca subsp. vesca, 3753 nucleotides. RefSeq names its product cullin-associated NEDD8-dissociated protein 1-like. NCBI's taxonomy places the organism in Eukaryota, Viridiplantae, Streptophyta, Magnoliopsida, Rosales, Rosaceae. Bases 1 to 3654 code for a protein of 1217 amino acids. The record is from RefSeq and is a predicted model, not a curated record. The transcript has 28 exons. Gene Ontology annotation, biological process: protein ubiquitination; SCF complex assembly. Gene Ontology annotation, cellular component: nucleus.
AUGGCGAACAUCGCCAUGACUGGUAUACUGGAGAAGAUGACGGGGAAGGAUAAGGAUUAUAGAUACAUGGCGACAUCGGAUUUGUUGAACGAAUUAAAUAAAGACAAUUUUAAAGCUGAUUCUGAUCUAGAGAUAAAGUUGUCGAAUAUUAUUAUUCAGCAACUCGAUGAUGUUGCCGGCGAUGUAUCUGGAUUGGCUGUCAAAUGUCUUGCUCCAUUAGUUAAGAAGGUCAGCGAGCCACGAGUUGUGGAGAUGACAAAUAAACUUUGUGAAAAGUUGCUAAAGGAGAAGGAUCAACAUCGUGACAUUGCCAGCAUAGCUAUGAAGGCUAUUGUUGCAGAAGUCUCUACUCAAUCACUUGCGCAGUCUAUUCUUGUUGCUAUUUUACCUCAGUUGAUUAGAGGAAUUACUGCCCCGGGAAUGAGCACAGAGAUAAAAUGUGAAUGUCUUGAUAUCUUAUGUGAAGUCCUUCAUAAGUUUGGCAAUCUUAUGGCUACCGACCAUGAGCUGCUAUUAGGUGCUCUCUUGUCUCAGUUGAGUUCCAAUCAAGCCAGCGUGAGGAAGAGAACUGUGUCAUGCAUUGCAUCACUUGCUUCAAGCUUGUCAGACGAUUUGUUGGCAAAGGCUACUGGUGAAGUUGUUCAGAACUUGAGAAAUAAAGGCACAAAGUCUGAAAUGACUCGUACAAAUAUUCAGAUGAUUGGUGCUUUAAGUCGUGCUGUUGGCUAUCGUUUUGGACCCCAUCUUGCUGACACUGUUCCAGUGCUUAUCAAUUACUGCACAAGUGCAUCUGAGAAUGAUGAAGAGCUUCGUGAGUACAGCUUGCAGGCACUAGAGAGUUUUCUGCUUAGGUGUCCCAGGGAUAUUUCUUCCUAUUGUGAUGAAAUACUUCAUCUCAACUUGGAGUAUCUGAGUUACGACCCAAACUUCACAGAUAACAUGGAAGAGGAUACUGAUGAUGAAACUCUUGAGGAGGAGGAAGAUGAUGAGAGUGCGAACGAAUAUACAGAUGAUGAAGAUGUCAGUUGGAAAGUCCGAAGAGCAGCAGCUAAAUGCUUAGCAGCAUUAAUUGUAUCUCGUCCUGAGAUGCUUGCUAAGCUGUAUGAGGAGGCUUGUCCAAAAUUAAUCGAGAGGUUUAAAGAGAGGGAAGAGAAUGUCAAGAUGGAUGUUUUCAAUACUUUUACAGAGCUCUUGCAGCAAACUGGAAAUGUCACAAAGGGCCAGAUUGACAUUAAUGAACAGAGUCCAAGAUGGUUAUUGAAGCAAGAAGUGCCAAAGAUUGUCAGAUCUAUUAACAGGCAACUACGUGAGAAAUCUAUCAAGACGAAGGUUGGUGCAUUUUCUGUUUUGAAAGAACUUGUGGUGGUUUUGCCAGAUUGCCUGGCAGAUCAAAUUGGCUCGCUCAUUCCAGGAAUUGAAAAAGCGUUAAGUGACAAGUCCUCUACCUCAAAUUUGAAGAUUGAAGCUCUUAUAUUUACAAGAUUAGUGCUGGCUUCACAUUCUCCUUCUGUUUUUCAUCCUUACAUCAAGGCUCUCUCUAGUCCUGUUUUAUCUGCCGUGGCAGAGCGUUACUACAAAGUCACAGCUGAAGCACUUAGGGUCUGUGGUGAACUUGUGCGUGUUGUUCGCCCAAAUAUUGAGGGGACUGGUUUUGAUUUCAAACCGUAUGUUCAACCAAUAUAUAAGGCAAUUAUGUCCCGCUUGACAAACCAAGAUCAAGAUCAGGAGGUGAAAGAAUGUGCUAUAUCUUGCAUGGGACUACUUGUGUCGACAUUUGGUGAUAACCUCAAUGCUGAAUUAUCUGUGUGCCUUCCUGUACUGGUUGAUCGGAUGGGAAAUGAGAUCACUCGACUUACAGCAGUGAAGGCAUUUGCUGUCAUUGCUUCUUCCCCAUUGCGGAUAGACCUGUCUUGUGUUUUGGAUCAAGUAAUAGCAGAGUUGACUGCAUUCUUAAGAAAGGCUAAUCGGCCUCUGAGGCAGGCAACACUGGGAACCCUGAAUUCCCUAAUUGUUGCCUAUGGUGAUAAAAUUGGUCCAUCAGCUUAUGAAGUUAUUAUUGUAGAACUUGCAACACUGAUAAGUGAUUCAGACUUGCGUAUGACGGCUCUUGCCCUAGAACUUUGCUGCACCUUGAUGGCCGACAGGUCAAGCCUAGUUGUUGGUUUGGCUGUUAGAAAUAAAGUUCUUCCACAAGCCCUAACAUUAAUUAAAAGCUCACUGCUGCAGGGGUCAGCUCUAUUGGCGUUACAAAACUUCUUUGCUUCCUUGGUGUAUUCUGCAAACACAAGUUUUGAUGCCUUACUGGACUCUCUUCUUUCAAGCGCUAAACCGUCACCUCAGUCUGGUGGGGUUGCAAAACAAGCUCUAUAUUCAAUAGCUCAAUGUGUGGCUGUCCUUUGUCUUGCUGCUGGUGAUCAGAAAUGUUCAUCUACAGUGAAGAUGCUUACCGAAAUCCUCAAACAUGACAGCAGUACAAACUCCGCUAAGCAACAUCUUGCAUUGCUAUGUCUAGGGGAGAUUGGGAGAAGGAAAGAUCUAAGCUCUCAUGCGCAUAUUGAGAAUAUUGUCAUCGAGUCGUUUCAGUCUCCUUUCGAGGAGAUUAAGUCUGCAGCCUCCUAUGCUCUUGGCAAUAUUGCAGUUGGUAACCUAUUCAAAUAUUUGCCUUUUAUCUUGGACCAGAUUGACAAUCAGCAGAAAAAACAGUAUCUCUUGCUUCAUUCUUUAAAGGAGGUCAUAGUAAGGCAAUCUGUAGACAAAGCUGAGUUUCAGGACACUAGUGUUGAAAAAAUACUCAAUUUACUUUUUAAUCACUGUGAAAGUGAGGAAGAGGGUGUUCGCAAUGUGGUGGCUGAAUGUCUGGGUAAAAUUGCACUUAUUGAACCUGCAAAACUGGUUCCCGCACUCAAGGUGCGCACAACCAGCCCAGCUGCUUUCACAAGAGCUACGGUUGUCAUUGCAGUUAAGUAUUCAGUAGUAGAGAGGCCAGAGAAGAUAGACGAGAUCUUAUAUCCUGAAAUCUCAUCUUUCUUGAUGCUUAUUAAGGAUCAUGACCGGCAUGUCAGGCGUGCAGCUGUGUUGGCUUUAAGCACAUUCGCUCAUAAUAAGCCAAACCUCAUCAAGGGGCUUCUGCCGGAGUUGUUGCCACUUCUUUAUGAUCAGACUGUUAUCAAGAAAGAAUUGAUCAGGACUGUUGAUCUCGGUCCUUUUAAGCACAUUGUGGAUGAUGGGCUUGAGUUAAGGAAGGCUGCAUUUGAAUGUGUGGAUACUUUACUAGACAGUUGUCUUGACCAAGUGAAUCCUUCAUCAUUUAUUGUUCCUUACCUCAAAUCUGGUCUUGAUGAUCAUUAUGAUGUUAAGAUGCCUUGCCAUCUUAUCCUCUCAAAGCUUGCAGACAAGUGUCCAUCAGCUGUACUAGCAGUAUUGGAUUCAUUGGUGGAUCAUCUCCAAAAAACCAUCAACUUUAAGCCAAAGCAAGAUGCUGUAAAGCAAGAAGUAGAUCGCAAUGAAGACAUGAUCCGCAGCGCUCUAAGAACAAUUGCCUCCUUGCAUCGUAUAAGCGGGGGAGAUUGCAGCAUUAAGUUCAAGAACCUUACAAAUGAAAUAGCAAAAUCUCCUGCGCUAUGGGACAAGUAUUGCUCCAUCAGAAAUGAAUGAUGGACUAAUUGAAAUUCUCCUGUGUCCUGCUGCAAUUAAUGAGAAGGAUUGUAUCAUCAUUCUACAUCUUUGAUUCAAGUUAUCGGUAGCAUACAAAAA